Messenger RNA from Globicephala melas (long-finned pilot whale), 2483 nucleotides. RefSeq names its product BBSome interacting protein 1 (gene BBIP1). The record is from RefSeq and is a predicted model, not a curated record. Gene Ontology annotation, cellular component: BBSome. Lineage: Eukaryota; Metazoa; Chordata; Mammalia; Artiodactyla; Delphinidae. Gene Ontology annotation, biological process: receptor localization to non-motile cilium; cilium assembly.
GCUUCCGCUGGAAGAAGGUUUUCUUUCCGGGCUGGCCAGGCGGCGGCCCGCCCCCCACCCCCCUCCGCCCCUUUGAGGUUCCCUGUGGGGUGAGGCGGCUCAACCGGCUCCCGUCGCCGCGCUGCUGCAAGCUGGGACGGGAGGGGCCUGGGUGUAGCCCUUAACUCCCGCGAAGUGGAGCUCCUGACCACGCCCCCGCAAAGUCUGUUACGUACUUUCACCCCCUGACCUUUGAGGAGGGAGAAUUCUGGAGCUUGAGGAAAUCAUUUUCCAUUCCCAGCUAUAAAGGAAAAAGAUGGUUACCCACCACCGCGGCAACACCUCUAAGUCUUAUUUUCGCACUUCCUGUCUUCAGAUUCUGAAUUUUCUCCCUUUUCUUUGUUUCUCCUCCGGUGGGGGUUUGUAAGCAUUGACUGCAGCUCUGGAUGAAGUUCCUUCUGUAGGUUUUGAGUCAACAGCUGUGAGUCAUCUUGGUAAUAUCGGGUUGGGUGCCUAAAGCUGCGGGAAAAAGGAUCAGGAGAACUUUCAGGAAGAAACUAUCCAACAAUUCAGAUAUGGCAGAAAUGAAGUCAAUGUUCCGGGAAGUUCUUCCAAAACAAGGGCAGUUGUCUGUAGAAGAUAUAACCACAAUGGUGCUGUGUAAACCCAAACUUUUACCCCUAAAAUCUCUGACUCUGGAAAAACUGGAGAAAAUGCAGCAAGCAGCACAGGAUACAAUUCGCCAACAGGAAAUGGCAGAAAAGGAACAACCGCAAAUAAGUCACUGAAUGAUAACUUAGCACUUCUGCAGAACACCCUACACCUUCCUUAUUAUUAACAAUAGCUAGAAAAUAACCUGCAUCUGUAUGCUGAAAGCAGUAUGUAUUAAUAAAACAGAUUUUAUUCCCAUAAUAUAAAAAUAACCAAGAUUAAUAAAACUUGGAUUGUGAAUUUAAACACUCCGAUUUGGGGCUUCCCUGGUGGCGCAGUGAUAAGGAAUCUGCCUGCCAGUGCAAGGGACACGGGUUCGUGUCCCGGUCUGAGAAGAUCCCACAUGCCACGGAGCGGCUAGGCCCGUGAGCCACAACUACUGAGCCUGCGCGUCUGGAGCUUGUGCUCCACAAUGGGAGAGGCCGCGACAGUGAGAGGUCUGCGCACCACGAUGAAGAGUGGGCCCCGCUCGCCGCAACUGGAGAAAGCCCUCGCACAGAAACAAAGACCCAACACAGCCAAAAACAAAUAUAAAAUAAUUAAAACAAAAAACACUCCAGUUUGUACUAAACAGAAGCAAUUUUAAAACUUUGAACCCAGAUUUUGGUUUUUUUUUAACCCAAGUUUUUAGAACUGCCAAUUAUUGUUCACCAUUCCCAUCAAUUUUCUAGAUAACAUUCUUAGGCACAAGUGAGUAAAUGCACCUUUUAUAGUCAGAGAAUCCUGUAAAUGUUUAUUAAAAACUGAAUUUGAAGAAUUUUGUGUCAUGACACAUUUAAGGCUAUCUUGCCUGACCGAUACUACUAGUAAUGACAAAACUGUAUUUCUUAAACAAAUUUAAUUUUUAAGAAACCCUCACCUAUCCAGUAGUUACCUAAGCUUUUAAUUAUACUGAUUUUACGGACUUACCUGGCCACCUUUGUCUUCCAGGUAUCAAACACAAUUUUAAAACCCUAAAAAUGGAAAUUAAUAUGGACUUGAAAGAGCCCAUGAAGUAAAUAUGAACAUAAAAUUGAAAGUUUUCGUUCUAAAAGACUGUAGCUAAACCUGUAAUGGAUAUGUUCUAAGAAUACCUCUGUGAAUUCUCAAUAUAAUUCUUGGUUGGUUUGCUGCAGUCAGUAUCAGACAAUUUAAAUUAGUAUAGACCUUGAGGCCUUGCUGAGUAUUUAGGCUUGGCAAAAGAGGUCAGAAAUGUGAUCAUUCUUUAGAUAACUUAUUUAUUGGUAACUAUUUUCUCAGACACUGGGUAAAUGUAAAACUAUGAGUCUUUGAAGAAUAAUUUUUUGUAACACAAGCAUUACUUGGUAAUAGAACUUAAGAAUUAUGAAAGGUAUAUAUGUUUUAGAAAUUUCAUUAAGCUCUAGAUAAGAUCAAAAACAGGUAAGUGUGCAAGUAUUUCCCACCAAGUAUAAUAUUAAAAUAAUUCAUUUACUACUGUACUCUUGUUUUAAAAGUUUUCUAGGAGCAAAGUUUAAAAUUCACUAGGUUCAAACAUGCUCUUUUAUAUGAUUUAAAAUUUGUUGUGUGAAAUAUGUUUUUUGAAAGCCCUAAAAUAAAGGUACUCCCAAUAAAGAAUCAACACUGCUUCACAUGUUUUAUUUUGUCAUACAUUCUUCUAGAACUGGGUUCAUUCGUCCAGUUCUGUAGAAAAAUAGAUGUUCCAGCCACCAUUUACUUAACUGUCUAGUCUUUAAGACUGAGCAAUGUUCCCUGGAAAGAUGAAUAAGUCUCAUAACUAAGUCAUUUUUUUAAAAUUCUUUAAGACAAAGAAAUAACUUUUUUUUUUUUUUUAA